This is a messenger RNA of Acanthaster planci (crown-of-thorns starfish), 4862 nucleotides long. It is a transcript of the gene mfsd6, whose product is annotated as major facilitator superfamily domain containing 6. Gene Ontology annotation, cellular component: plasma membrane. NCBI's taxonomy places the organism in Eukaryota, Metazoa, Echinodermata, Asteroidea, Valvatida, Acanthasteridae. The record is from RefSeq and is a predicted model, not a curated record.
UUGGUUAUAAUCGGCUGGAGGUUACUCAAUGCUACACAGACUUAGUAGUUAGCACUGUAUAGUACGCAUACGGAGUCCACUGUACCUUUGUAUUGGGAAAAUAUCAGGGGAACAGGUUUAAAUUUUGUGUUGGAGAUGUCGAUACGAAAAUGCUGUGUUAUUGAUUAUUGCCAAGGUUUAUGAAUAGUUAUAUCGACUGCGUUGCCACAAAAAUUCACGCGAACAACAUUUAAAAAAUCCUUGAUCUAGUCAAACAAGUGUAUUUUGAAGGCAUUAUUAAAAAAUGAAAAAAUGAAGCAUCUGGGCUAUUGUCUAACUUUUAUUGGAACCUUGGGUUUGCUUGAACGUUGUUUUGUUUAUUUAGUUGUUGAACUUCAUAUUGUUGUAAUCAUUAAAUUGGAAUAAACUUUUAUGUUUAUUUGCCUACCAGCACCGAACUGUAUCCUCUACUUACUAAAGAUUAUGGAAAUCUUAUCUUUGUUCUUAUACAAAAUAUACUGGUUUGUGAAAAUGCACUCAGUUUUUUCAUGAUAUGAAAAGCUAUAAAAUACGCUUAUGGUCGUUCAUCCAUCCUGCUCGCUUGUUAUGCGCCACCACGAUAUUUCUCGAUCCACUGUUGAGUCGACGGGUCAAAAUCUAUGUGAAACACGUUCGUUGCAGACAGAAAGAUCGAACGAUUGUGAUUCAAGGUAUACACCCACAUUUAGCAUUUAAAAGGUGUGCUCAGGCAUUUUGAAUAAAAAUACACCUUUUGACGAGGCAUAGUCGGUCACGCAAGGGUGGAGAUGGGCAUUUGCAUGAGUUGUGCUACACAAGUCGGUGUGUAUAAUGGCCAGCAUCACUACUAACAAGACGGAAUUCGUUAGGGAAUGGAACUGGAAAAUGUGGCAUUCAGAUGUAAAGAAGUGGCCAUGAUAGAAACUGAAGUGAAGAUUCUACUUUGGAUUGGAUUUUUUGAUCUGAAGUUCACAAUCGAAGGUUGUGCAAGUUUAUCGAUUUCUGGUAGGCUAUAGAUCAAAAGACCUCAAUAUGUAUUAUCCCGACGACGACACGCUCGUCAUUGAACGAAAGGACGUGAUUAGGACAACGACAAAUGAGGAUGACAGCGACACCUCGUCGCAGACAUCGUCAAGCCGGCGCUACAAGGGGUAUUGUUCAGGCAGACUCAAUCCAGACCUUCUACUCUGUAAGAUAUUCUACUUCACUUUCUAUGGUUCAUACGGUAGUCUAUACCCACUCAUUGCUGUCUACUUCAAGCAACUGGGCCUGAGUCCAUCGCAGAGUGGUGUCUUGGUCGGUAUAAGACCUUUUGUGGAGUUCUGCGCUGCGCCGAUGUGGGGCGCUGUUGCUGAUACAUGGCGUAAGGCCAAAGCUAUUUUGUUGUUCUCAUUGCUCUCUUGGCUCGUUUUCACUGAGGCCGUAGCUUUCGUUCAACCCGCUCCAAGUACGUGUGUAGUUAUUAACUCAACCGUGCACAGGAAUGCAACCCUCGUCGUGAUAGGAGAUUCAAAAAGCACUGGAAAAGAAGGGAGCAUUUCAAAUGUGGAAAUAACCAAAAUUAACGUCGAUCACGGUGGGAAGGCAGCAGUACCAGGCGAUGGAAAUGAAGAACAGGUUAGACGAGAUGCCAAUGACACUGCCUCCAAGAUCAUUGUCGUACCAAAACCCAACACAGAGGUCACCAUUUCGAACACAACAACAGUAAAUAAGGCAUCCAAAGAACAGAGAAGUGUAACAGUUAUAAAGUACACGGCUGAGGAUAGGAGGCUAACAUUUAUUUGUCUCUUGCUUCUGAUGAUUCUUGGCGAGUUCUUCAGCUCACCCACAAUUACUUUGGCAGAUUCUGCAACGCUGGGUUAUCUGGGCCACCAGCGCAUGGAAAUGUACGGCCGUCAGCGAAUGUUCGGCUCGCUGGCCUGGGGAAUUUUCAUGUUUGUUGAGGGAUUCAUCUUGGACCGAACGAAGACGACCAAAGUAGAAUGUGAUGGACAAGUUACAAUGGAAGAAGUGAAUUAUUUGAUUUGCUUUGGCACCUAUGCGGUCAUGAUAACAUGCGCCUUCUUUGUGGCCACUCAAUUUCAAUACAAGUAUAGGUCAUUGCACGAAGUCAUAACGGUCGGGCAAUCCAAAUACACAACAGACAAGCUUCAACAUGUGCAUGGUAAAGGCGCCUCAGAAGUCAUCGAGCUAGAAAACGUCAAGAAGACAGUCGGAAAGUUUCAGAGAAGCUCGGAUGAGAUGAGCUCUGGAGGAGAUCAUAACCAGGAUGAAGAUGAACCCAGAUACUGGGAGGUUCUUAGCUUGUAUGCCAGCGUCCGAUAUGGUACCGUACUAUACGUAGUGUGGUUUGCAGGAUUCGGAUUUGGGUUUCUCUUCACCUUUCUCUACUGGCAUCUCAAGGACCUUGGGGGGCCACCAACACUCUUUGGGGUAGCAUCUAUCAUCAAUCACCUCUCGGAAGUGACCGGAUAUUUCUUCAGUGGUUGGUUUAUACGGAAGCUGGGACACAUCCCCGUACUUUGCCUGGGUUUAUCUUGCUUUGCUGUAAGGUUCAUCACGGUCUCCUAUCUCGUCAACCCUUGGGGGGUUCUGGCUGUCGAGACGCUUCAAGGAGUCACUCAUGCCUUGGUAUGGGCAGCAAGUACGUCCUUCAUCGGGUCUGCAACUUCCCAGAAAAACCGGUCUUCUGCCCAGGGAAUUCUGCAAGGUGUCUACCAUGGAUUGGGCCGGGGCUGUGGCGCUAUAUUCGGCGGCGUGAUCAUCAGUGCGUACGGUUCAACAGUAACCUUCAGGUCAAUCGGAGUGACGUAUGUCGUCGUCAUCUUGAUUUUCGCUUUCAUCCAGUACAUGGAGAGCGACACAGACGACAAAAAGGAAGACGAAGACCUCAACUACGUCAACGAUGAGGAGGAUGACCCGGAAGAUAUCGAAGAUACUCCGCUACUGUCUCAAGACGAGGGAACCAAAGCAGAAAAGAGUGACGUCACCACUGCGAUUGAUGAUGAUCAAAACGUCAAUGAUGACGACGGAGGUGAGGUCAGAGGCGAUGACAUCAUCGAAAAUGACCAGACACCCAGUCCAAAGGAAUGAACUUAACGUCGGUUAAUGUCGGUGUCAUAUGGGUAAUUCCAGAAAUUAGGAGUCCAAAGUGUAACAUUUUUGUGUCCCUGUUACAUCUGAUCUUUGUUAUUUGACAUGAAAAUAUCACCGGAAUUGAUUUCAAACUAUUACUAUUUGUUUGGCAGGUGAGUUGCCCUAAUUCAACACUCUUCGAAAUUAGAAAAUUGUGUUCUGACCUUACAAGAUCAAAUGUCAGACGUGACAGGGACACAAAGAAAAAUAGACCUCUAAUUUCUGGAAUUACCCAUAUAAAAUUUGGAUUCAAACAGAAGCUUCGAUCCAUUUGGUCUGUGCUCCGGGACUUGCGCAAUAGAGUUGUGUUUUUGACCAGUGUGCAUCUUUAUAGCUGUCAGACCUACUUGUAGGUUCACUAUCAUUUGAUCCAUUUUGAGAAAAAACGUUCGAGAAAUUUUGCCUUAAUACGAGUACAUAGAUAUCCUUGGUUGUUUAAGGGUGGUAAAUAUUAUUAUUAGAAGUUUGAAGUAAGGUGGUUCAAAUAUUUCAGAAUUCAAAAUAUGCAAAUCUUUACUUUUCUAAUCCAAACUUAAAUAAAACCAGUAAGUCUGACUGAAUUUAACCCGGAAAGAGCCGGGUUAUUUUGGUCCAUCUCACUACCGGGGAGGCCAAAGAACUUGGCUGUGCUUCGCUCGAUUUUUUGAAACUUGCCAAGCAUGUACAGACACUCCUGAUUACAAAUGUGAAUUUUUAACUCGAUCAGUCUCUUAGUUUUGUUGUUGCGGUCAUUUGAGCACCGCAGUGGAAAAAGUACGCAUUUUUGACUAAUCCGUCUCUGAAAAAUGCGCGCUGCGCAAGAACGCCAUGUUCAAUUUGCGCAAACUUUAUGUCAAAAUGACCGAAAAAAGUAACUCUAAAAACUCCUACAGAUUCAACGCCAGAAAAAUGCAUUGCGGUGAUAUCGGAAAAAUGUCAGUGUAACCUUUAACUGCGCGAAUUUAUGUUAUUUUGACAUAGCUGCAGAGGGAAUAGGCCUAUAUAGAAUUUUGAACCAAACCGGCCAGUACUUUCUAUGCACAAGUGCGAGUUUUAUGUCAAAUUAAACAUUUCAUUUUACUCUUUAUUUCGUUUUACUAUAUUAUUUUUACUAUUUAUUUUGUAGAAAACUCGUACGAAAUGCAGGUACUGGGUAUAACUUUAAACAAUCUAACUUAUCCAACAAAAAAUGAUUGCUUUCAAAAGGAAAAGCGGGGUUCACUGUCUGCAGUUCAACUUAGGUCACUUAUCGUAAAAUUAAUCCCAAGGCAUUAAUUCUUUCAUAUGACAAUUUAAAUAUUUUAAAGUAUUGAAGCAUAUCGUUAACCGUUGCCCAUUAAAUUAUAGACGUAGUAUGACACCAUCUUAAAGAGCUUUCAUUAUACAAAAAGACGCCUUUUGGUAUGAAAAUUUAAACACACCUCACUGACUUUUUGACAAAUAGCGCUUGGCAAAAUAAUUCUUAACAAGUUACCAAUAAAGUUAAUUCGACAGCUCUGACGUUCCACUUUAUAAAAUACUAAUCCGUGAUAUCUAAAGAUAUACGAUGCAUUAAUAUAAUUAAAAGUUAUUGUAAAGAUAUAUUGGUUUGUCAUUAUUCCCAACCUCCCAGGCGGAGUGAAAAGGUAUACUGAAAUUAUGGAGCUAAUGAUAGCGUGCGUUAGGAUAAUGCCUUAAACUAAAUUGUUGCAUGACAUACAUGUAAUAUGAAUGUCUGUCAGCAAGUGUUUAAGCGCAUAAAUCGUUGAAAA